Molecule: messenger RNA, 1066 nt
Organism: Pipra filicauda (Wire-tailed manakin)
Lineage: Eukaryota; Metazoa; Chordata; Aves; Passeriformes; Pipridae
Gene: POLR1F
Product: RNA polymerase I subunit F
Exons: 4
Coding region: 27-992 (321 amino acids)
Biological process (GO): DNA-templated transcription; DNA-templated transcription initiation
Cellular component (GO): RNA polymerase I complex
Source: RefSeq, a predicted model, not a curated record
GGGGCGCCGCCCGUGCCGCCCGCAGCAUGGCCGUGCCGCGGGAGCCGCCGCCGCCGCCCGCCCCGGCGCUGCCGCCCGCCCCCGCCGCCGCCGCCCCCACCUUCGCCGCGGCCCGCGGGCUCGUCGGGCGCCGCUACUCGUGCCUGGUGGUGGCGCCGCACCGCAGACACGUGGCGCUGCCGCCGCGCUUCCUGGGCCGCAAGCGCUCCGGCAUCCGCGCCCAGCUGGACGCGGAGCUGCUGCGAUACUCGGAGAGCCUUCAGGGUGUGCCCGUGGCUUACGACAACAUCAAAGUGGUGGGUGAGCUUGGCGACAUUUACGACGACCAGGGAUUCAUCCACCUCAACAUCGAGGCGGACUUUGUCAUCUUCAGCCCCAAGAAAGGGAAAAAACUGGUGGGUGUAAUUAAUAAAGUGGCCCCUAGUCAUAUUGGCUGCCUGAUACAUGGGUGCUUCAAUGCAUCUAUCCCUAAGCCUGAACAAAUGUCAGUUGUACAGUGGCAAGAGCUGGGGUUAAAAAUAGGGGAUGAACUGAAAUUUCAAGUGUUGCACUUGGAUUCCGAUACAGCUGGGGUGUUCUUCAUUCGAGGAGGACUCACUAAAAAAAGCAUGCGGCCCAGACGAUCUGAGACCGUUACUGACAGUACAAAUGGGAAUGAAAUUCAAAAGCUUGACCACCAGGAAAAUGGCUUGAAUGACUCUGGGGAAGAUAAUGUAACAGAAGAGCCUUUAAAUGAGACAAAUAACCUUGGGAGGGAAAAUGAAGAAGGGCAAAGUGUUGAUGCUGUGAAUGGGUUAUGUGAUGAAACAGGCAAGAAGAAAAAGAAAAAGAAAAAGGACGAACAGGAACAGGUAUUGCCUACCAGUGACUCCAGUGGUUACCAAAGUGACCAUAAAAAGUCAAAGAAAAAGAAAAGAAAGCAUUGUGAAAUUGAAGAAAGUGAAUUAUCUCAGCUGUCAGAAAAACCCAAAGCUAAAAAGAAAAGGGACUAAAGCCUGAAGUGCCUUUCCUGAAUUAGAUUUGAGACAUGUUUUGUAAGUUCCAAUAAAACCCUGUUUUCAAAAUG